Molecule: messenger RNA, 5470 nt
Organism: Petromyzon marinus (sea lamprey)
Lineage: Eukaryota; Metazoa; Chordata; Hyperoartia; Petromyzontiformes; Petromyzontidae
Gene: INVS
Product: inversin
Molecular function (GO): protein binding
Source: RefSeq, a predicted model, not a curated record
ACCGAGGACGAUGGCCGAGUCCGCGUUUUGCGAGCGGCUCUCUGCGGGUCUCCACGUCACCCCCCACCCCACCACCACUUCUGGACACGGCGUGUACGCGCGUGUGUCUGUGUGUGUGUCUGUGCGUGCGUGUUGUGUUGUUACCCUUAGCUUAUUCCAGCAAAGUUGUUUACCGGGCUAAGCUGUGCGGUGGCCGAUAAACCGCCGAUGGGUUUCUGCGCUUGUGGGUUCAACAACAAUAACAAGAAGGAGAGCCGCAGCGAAUGGGAUGACGAGCCAGCUGCAUCUGCCACAGCCAAGGCUGAUGGCCUCUGCCUCAGAGUUGUCCAUUUCUAAGAGCCCUUCUCUGACCAGCCAGGUCCACGCUGCCGCCAUCAAUGGGGAUCGCUCCGCACUGCAAAAGAUUGUUGCAGCAAACCCAGAGUUUAGGGACGCUCCGGAUCAGUUUGGGCGAACGCCACUCAUGUAUUGCGUGCUGGCCGACCGGCCAGAGUGUGCCGAGGCCCUUGUCAAGGCUGGGGCCAACGUCAACAAAACGGACAAGAGCAAGCGCACCGCUCUGCACCUCGCUGCACAAAAGGGGAACUACCGGAUCCUGAAGCUGCUACUAAGCCGCCGAGCUAGUCUGCUACAAAAGGACCUGGAGGGCAUGACCGGCCUCCACCUGGCAACACGGCACGAGACCCCCAGGUGCCUUGCUCUCCUCCUCAAGCACAUAGAGCCUGGUGAGGUGGAUGUGCAGGACAACCAGAAGAGAACGGCACUGCACUGGAGUGCCUACUACAAUCACCCGGAGCAUGUGCGGAUGCUCAUCAAGCACGACUCCAAUAUUGGUGUGCCGGACAGUGAGGGCAAGAUACCGCUGCACUGGGCGGCCAACAACAAGGAUCCCUCGGCCGUCCACACUGUUCGUUGCCUGCUGGAAGCCACCCCGACCGAUUCCAUCCUCAACUGGCAGGACUACGAGGGACGCACGCCCCUUCACUUCGCCGUGGCUGAUGGCAACGAGGCAGUGGUGGACAUCCUGACGUCGCCGCAAGUGUGCAACGUCACGGCCUACGACAACCUCUUCCGCACCUCGCUGCACUGGGCCGCGCUGCUCGGUCACGCUAAGAUAGUUCACCUACUGCUGGAGAGGAACUCCUCUGGCACCAUUCCCUCAGACAGCCAGGGAGCUACGCCCCUGCACUACGCUGCUCAGAGCAACCAUGCGGAAACGGUGGAAGUGUUCCUUUCGCACCCAUCGGUGCACGACGAACCUGACCUGGAGCGCCGUACGGCGUUCAUGUGGGCGGCUGGCAAAGGCAGCGAUGCCGUCGUGAGCACCAUGCUGCGCCUCAUUCCCAACCUCGACGUCAACCUCGCCGACAAGUACGGCGGCACUGCGUUGCACGCGGCCGCGCUUUCCGGUCAUGUGAGCACGGUGCGUCUGCUGCUGGCCCACGGGGCGCAGGUGGAUGCAGCCAAUGUCAUGAAGCACACGCCGCUUUUCCGCGCCUGCGAGAUGGGCCACAAGGAGGUUAUCGAGACCCUGAUUGAAGGCGGUGCGCGGGUGGACUUGGUGGACCAGGAUGGACACUCCCCUCUGCACUGGGCAGCUCUGGGUGGAAACGCAGACAUCUGCCUUAUCCUAAUUCGGAAUGGCAUCCACCCAGACGUGCGGGACCAUGUGCGUCGCACCCCGCUCCAGUGUGCUGCAUACGGAGGCUAUAUCAACUGCAUGGUUGUUCUGAUGGACAGCCAGGCUGACCCUAACAUACAGGACAAAGAGGGCAUGACAGCGCUGCACUGGUGCUGCAACAAUGGUUACCUGAACGCAGUCAAGCUCCUGUUAGAGUACGGAGCCUUCCCCAACCACAUGGAGACCAACGAGGAGAGGUACACCCCCCUGGACUACGCCCUGCUCGGAGGGCACCAGGAGGUGAUCCAGUACAUGCUUGAGCAUGGGGCCCUCUCCAUCGCCGCUAUCCAGGACAUUGCUGCGACCAAGAUCCAGGCCGUGUACCGCGGGCACCGUGUGCGCCGCUCCUAUUUGGACCGGAAAAAGUUGCUCAUGAAACACGAGCAGCUACGCAAGCAUGCAGCCAGCAGGAAGAGAGAGGAGGUGAACAGAAGAAAAGAGGCAGAGCAGCAGCUAUUGAAGAUUGGAGAAAGUGGUGCCGAGGCCCAAAAUCAAGAGAGGCUCGCGCAGCAGGGGGUCCACAGGAAGGAGCCUUGUGCAGAGACCACGCUUGAAGGAGGAGAAUGUGGACGACACGCUCGUGAGCAGGAGAGACCGAAGCAAGCACCGUCUGCCACGGGCACCCGUGGUCCCACCAGGUCUGGUGCUCCAGAGAAGGCCCCAUCCAAUAGCGCUGGUGGUGAGGCACCAGAGAGAGCUGAUGCAGCCACUCUGCAUCAUUCAGCCUCUGAGGGUGAACUGCGGGCAUCUUUCGCGGGCCGCGGAGCGACCACCAAAGCGAAAAGCGUCCAGCAGCUGCCUCAGCCCGACACUGCCAGUCCGAGUCCCAGGAGCGGCAGCAAAGACCCGCCGCCGCCUGGAAGCGCCAGCGGCGGCGGUGGCGGCGGUGGCGGCAACAGCAAUGGUAGUAGUAGCAUUGAGAAACGCAGCUCGGCUGGGAGAAAAAGCAAAGCUGGCGACGUUGCAAUUGGUAACCAGGUGAGACCAGAGAAACAGUCUGGUGGAUCACAGCAGCAAAACAGUUGUGAGGAUGCAAAGAAAGAGAAAAAGCACCAUUCAAAGUUUAGAAAGGAGGGCAAAAUGUGUGCAGAUGGCAGUGGGUACUGCUGCCACAAGCACUCGUUGGGUUUGUGUGGACGGACCUCACCGGUUUUGAGCAGUGACAGAAGGGAUGCCAAGCAUUCACACAGAGGCACAUGCAGUGAAUGUAAGUAUCGGCAUCCAGAGAAGACGGGGAAAUCAAAAAGCACGCAUAACAACUUGUCAAGAAUAAACGAAGAUGCUGUACUCGGAGCUUCGGCCCAGAAUCGAACAUGUUCGGCACAUGGUAUGCAAAUCCGGCCAGAGAACGACGAAGAAAUACCUCACGUCACAAAAACAGAAUCAGCGAAAUCGUCGCCACAAAUUUGCAAGAGAAAUGAAAGAGAUUAUCCAAGAGGAGGGGGUGGCGGCACGUGGGAGGCUGGAGGCAAAGGUCACGCGCUGCCCAUUCCACACGGCUCGAACAUUAUGGAGCUGGCACUUGAGGUGCGACUGCAGACCGUACAACGGGAGAGGAGGCGCAAGGAUCUCUUCCGGAGGAAGCAACAGGCGGCCACCCUCAUCCAGAGGACGUGGCACAGGUACAAAGCACAUCAACUGUGCGUGUCUAAACAAGCGACAAACACAACACUGUCCAGAGUCAACAAAGCCAAGACGAUAAAGGACAAAUCUUCCGAGCAGCAGAGCAAUGGCCAACAGAGAGCACUGGCAAGCAGAUCUCCUGUAAAACGCGCAUCAAAGAUCAAUGAGGAAAAGAUGAAGCUUGGCAGCAGCAGGAUAGCAGACGGGCCAUCAGCAGUGGGCAACAGUCACUCAGGGAUUCCCGAAGGUGCUCAAUCGAACGGCUCCGAGAUGGCUCCCCAUGCACCGCUUUGCUCUGAUCCUGAUGAGCGCUGGAGAAGAGAGAUGGCCGCUCUCACCAUCCAGCUCGCCUGGAAAAGAUUCCAUGCAAUCAGGGAGCACAGGGAGCCCAGGCCACACCGGUCGGCCAGAGGACGCUGCAGCAAAGUGGCCCCUCGGUGGGAUGCACGGGCGAGGGCAGCAGCACAGCUUGCCCUGAUACGGCGCGUCUACGGCGAGCCUCAGGGGCCAUGUGGACAGCGUAUGCCCAGGGCCUCCCCCAAGGCGAGCCUCGCCAGCCACUCUUCCCUGCGUGCCGUGGAUGGCGACUUGCUGGAGGCUGUCAACAACCCACGCCAGUUCUCCUACAACAUGUCGUCAGCGCGAUCCGAGGUCCUCUCGACGCGCGCCAAGCUGCCCUCAUCGUAGCCGCCUUCGUGACGGGGGGGGGGGGAAGAGGGGAAAGGUGGUGAAGGCGGCGGACAGCGGGGACAGUCGACGUGGGGCGUAGAGAGAGAGAGAGGAGGGGGGGGGCUGCGGAGGCCAGCGCGUCCUGCAUGGCGACGACUGCAGUCGGUGCGAUUCUAGGAGACUAGUUACUUGUGGUGUACGAGGAUUUAUUUAGUUUUUUUACUUUUGAUGACAAACUGCUAAUAUAUCAAAAGUACCUUUUGUAAAUGAUGACUUUCAUAAUGUAGACCUCGUGUAAUUGUUACAAAACACAGGUACGACAAACAUUCUAUGCAAUUGAUCUCUUUUAUGCAUACUUUCCUGCAAAGCACUACAUUCUUUGAGGACAAACGUUUUUACCUGCCGCAGAAACUUUUGAAAUAAACCGUUUUAUUGCCAAAAAUAUUUUGCGCGAUCAUAUAUUUUUCAAUACAAACUGUUAAGAGGCGGCAAACGCCACCAGUGCUUUCCCAAAGGACAGCCUCGGAGGAACGCUGUACACCGGUAAUAGGCAGGUUCCCUAAUUAAUGUUGAAUUGUUAAAACCGGGCAGGUGAACAGCACAUUUCAGGCAUUGUGAAUGGUCCAAUUGCGCUCUGGGGACAGGACCAGAUUGAGUUUGGAUCAAUUGCAAUGCACAGAAUGCAUGCCUUACUUACCUAUUCUCGCAAUUGAUUGUUAAAUUAGGCCCGGGGGCAGGUUGUUGCCCAUCGCCGGUGUGCACUCAUUGUAAGCAGUCUCCCCUUUCGCGUCAAGCCGCUGUGAAAUAUAUCCGGAACGAUCACGGUGUCUUUCACUGGUUACAUACAAUGAAAAUCCUGUUUAGGUAGAGCACAGCUUCCGGUGGCCAAUCAUACAAAUUGCUUCCCAUUUUGUGCAGCCUAAACUGUGCAAUAAGGGACACUGCACGCUCCGUUACAUAUGAAACAUGGCCGCAACAUGUGCCGGCCAGCGGGGGCCGCUAAAUGAAGGAGUGGUGCACACAAACGCUAAAUCAGGUUUUAACAGAGUUAGUAGUAAAGUCUGCCUUAAUCAGGGAGCCCAGGAUUGAUGGAGCAAUUCCGCCAUGGGGGGAGAAAAAGUCUUAGCAUAUAUUAUUUAUGCAUGAUGAAAUGAGGUUCAUUUUCUGCAUGUACGUAAUACAUAUAUCUGCCUUUUUGUAGUGUGAUUGAUUGAGAAUACUUUUGAAGGUUGUAAAUCACAAGUCCUUGGCAAUUUUUAAUGUGUCCCUUUAAAAAGCCUCUUUUUUUGCUUCAUUUUUAUACGUUAUCAAUUUUUAAAUUUUUAUUAACUUUGUAACAUGCUUCAUACCCACACUGUAAUGAUUUGUAUGUGAAACUUUUCAUAAAUGUUCCUUUUAAAAAAAUAGCUAUUUUAUUUUUUUGGACUUCAUACAUCUACGGAAACCAUAACACUGCUUGUUUUGACCUUUUUAGAAAUUAAAUUUGUCUUUUUUUCA